Vidua chalybeata is the source of this 3998-nucleotide messenger RNA. RefSeq names its product synaptotagmin 3 (gene SYT3). Gene Ontology annotation, molecular function: calcium-dependent phospholipid binding; SNARE binding; calcium ion binding. Gene Ontology annotation, cellular component: membrane. The transcript is spliced from 9 exons. Bases 1583 to 2809 code for a protein of 408 amino acids. Lineage: Eukaryota; Metazoa; Chordata; Aves; Passeriformes; Viduidae. The record is from RefSeq and is a predicted model, not a curated record. Gene Ontology annotation, biological process: cellular response to calcium ion; regulation of dopamine secretion; calcium-ion regulated exocytosis.
GCCCCGCCCUCCAUGGCCCGGCCCCGCCCCCCCCUCCCCCCCCCCCGGGCCCCUCUGACCCCCCCAAAGUCAGGAGACCCCAAAGGCCAUGUCCGGGGACUACGAGGAGGACGUUUGCCGCAGCGCGCUGCGCCUGGUGCACGAGCUCUGCUUCGCCCCCCGCGCCCGCCCGCCCCACGCCCGCUGCCUCGAGUUCACCGACCUGCUGCGGCACCGCGGGCACCCGCGCCCCGCCGACACAGAGGUGUCGGUGUCGCUGCUCUCCGUCAUCGUCACCUUCUGCGGCCUUGUGCUGCUGGGGGGUUUUGGGUGGAUUUUGGUGAUUUCUGGGUGGAUUUUUCCCGGGUUUUUUUUGUGAAUUUUGGGUUUUUUUGGUAAAUUUUGGUGAAUUUCGUCCCCUUUUCCCCCGCAGAGGUGUCGGUGUCGCUGCUCUCCGUCAUCGUCACCUCCUGUGGCCUGGCGCUGCUGGGGGGUUUGGGGUGGAUUUUGGUGAAUUCUGGGUGGAUUUUGUUGAAUUCUGGGUGGAUUUUUCUGGAAUUUUUGUCUAUUUUGGUUGGGUUUUUUGGUGAAUUUUGGUUUUUUUUGUGAAUUUUGGGUUGAUUUUUGUGAAUUUGGGGUCUAUUCCCCCCCCCCCAGAGGUGUCGGUGUCGCUGCUCUCCGUCAUCAUCACCUCCUGCGGCCUGGCGCUGCUGGGGGGUUUUGGGUGGAUUUUGGUGAUUUCUGGGUGGAUUUUUUCCGGGUUUUUUUGUGAAUUUUGGGUGUUUUUGGUGAAUUUCGUCCCCUUUUCCCCCGCAGAGGUGUCGGUGUCGCUGCUCUCCGUCAUCAUCACCUCCUGUGGCCUGGCGCUGCUGGGGGGUUUUGGGUGGAUUUUGGUGAUUUCUGGGUGGAUUUUUCCCGGGUUUUUUUUGUGAAUUUUGGGUUUUUUUGGUAAAUUUUGUUGAAUUUUGUCCCCUUUUCCCCCGCAGAGGUGUCGGUGUCGCUGCUCUCCGUCAUCGUCACCUCCUGCGGCCUGGCGCUGCUGGGGGGUUUUGGGUGGAUUUUGGUGAUUUCUGGGUGGAUUUUUCUGGAAUUUUUGUCUAUUUUGGUUGGGUUUUUUGGUGAAUUUUGGUUUUUUUUGUGAAUUUUGGGUUGAUUUUUGUGAAUUUGGGGUCUAUUCCCCCCCCCGCAGAGGUGUCGGUGUCGCUGCUCUCCGUCAUCAUCACCUCCUGCGGCCUGGUCCUGCUGGGGGGUUUUGGGUGGAUUUUGGUGAUUUCUGGGUGGAUUUUUUCCGGGUUUUUUUGUGAAUUUUGGUCAAUUUUGGGUGUUUUUGGUGAAUUUCGUCCCCUUUUCCCCCGCAGAGGUGUCGGUGUCGCUGCUCUCCGUCAUCGUCACCUUCUGCGGCCUGGUGCUGCUGGGCGUGUCGCUCUUCGUCUCCUGGAAGCUCUGCUGGCUCCCCUGGCGCCACAAGGGGGGUCCCGGGGGGGUCCCCCCGAGGAAAGACCCCCCCCAGGGCGGGCUGGGGGGAGGGGCGCCGCCUUUCGGGGACCCCCUGCCCGACCGGGGGGACCCCCCCGAGCCCCCCCCCGAGCGCUGCUACCUGGACAUGGGGCCCUGCCCCGAAAUCGGGCCCGGGGGGGGGGUCCGGGCCUUGGCCCCGCCCCCUCCCCCCGGGCAGGGCCCGCCCCUCCCCCUCCCCCCCCCGGGACCCCCCCAGGGCCCCCCCGAGUUUGGGGGGGACGGCGGGGGGGGGGGAGGGGCGGGGACCCUGCCCAGCGCCCCCUCGCAGCAGCUGGUGGGGGGGAUGGGCGGCAGCUCCUCGCUGCCGCCCGUCCCCGAGGAGCCCCCGGCCCACCUGGGCCAGAUCCAGCCCGAGCUCUACGGCCCCGCCGGUGACCCCGAGCCGGGCGGCGCCCGCGGUGGCCACGCCGGUGGCCCCGGUGGCCCGGCGCCGUCGUGCGGCCGCCUCAACGUGUCCCUGCGCUACUCGUACGGCUCGCAGCAGCUCCUGGUGCGCGUCCUGCGCGCCCGGGACCUGCCGGCCAAGGACUCCAACGGCUUCUCGGACCCCUACGUGAAGAUCUACCUGCUGCCCGACCGCAAGAAGAAGUUCCAGACCAAGGUGCUGCGGCGGACGCUGAACCCCGAGUGGGACGAGACCUUCAGCUUCGGGGUGCCCUUCGCCGAGCUGCCGGCGCGGCGCCUGCACUUCAGCGUCUACGACUUCGACCGCUUCUCGCGCCACGACCUCAUCGGGCAGGUGGUGCUGGACAACCUGCUGGAGGCGGCCGAGGCGCGGCCCGAGGUGGCCAUCUGGAGGGACAUCCAGGAGGGGACGGGGGAGAAGGCCGACCUGGGCGAGGUGAAUUUCUCCCUCUGUUACCUGCCCACGGCCGGGCGCCUCACGGUCACCGUCAUCCGCGCCUCCAACCUGCGCGCCAUGGACCUCACCGGCUACUCAGACCCCUACGUGAAGGCCUCGCUGAUGGCCGAGGGCCGGCGGCUGAAGAAGCGCAAGACGUCCAUCAAGAAGAACACGCUGAACCCCAACUACAACGAGGCGCUGGUCUUCGACGUCCCCCACGAGAGCGUGCACCACGUCAGCCUCACCAUCGCCGUCGUCGACUACGACUGCAUCGGGCACAACGAGGUGAUCGGGCUGUGCCGCGUGGGCAGCGACGCCGACGGCCCCGGCCGCGAGCACUGGGCGCAGAUGUUGGCGAACCCCCGCAAACCCAUCGAGCACUGGCACACCCUGGUGGAGGAGAAGGCUCUGACCAAGGCGGCCCCGCGGGACAAAGCGGCCCUGGGAGAGCCCCUGGGCCCGCCCUGAGCGGGCCGGCGCCGUCGGGGCCGCGGGGCCCGAAGCCAUGGGGGCCCCCCCCGGCCCCCCCCCGGCCCCCCCCGGGCCCCCCAAGACACGGGGGGGCCCCGCCCCCCCCCACUGUGAACCCCCAAACCCGGGGGGGGUGGGGGGGGGGAGGGGAACCCCCCCCCCAAAAAAAAUGGGGCUCCCCCCCCACCCCUCCCCCACCCCCUCCCCCACCCCCGUGUCAGUUCGUGUUCGGCUGGGGGGGGGGGAGGGAUUGGGGGGACCCCCCCCCCAAAAUGUGACCCCAAAAAAAGGGACCCCAAAAAGGGGACCCCAAAAUGGGGACCCCAAAAUGGGAUUGGGGGACCCCAAAAAAGGGACCCCAAAAUGGGAGAGGGAGGGACCCCAAAGUGGCACCCCAAAAAAGGGGACCCCAAAAAUGGGACCCCAAAAUGAGACCCCAAAACUGGAGGGGGGGACCCCAAAACGGCACCCCAAAAAAAGGGACCCCAAAUAAUGGGAUCCCAAAAUGGGAUUGGGGGACCCCAAAAAAAGGGACCCCAAAAAAAGAAACCAAAAAAAAUGGGACCCCCAAAAGAGACCCCAAAAAAAAAGGGACCCCAAAAAAGGAAUCCAAAAUGGGGCCCCAAAAUGGGACCCCAAAAUGGGACCCCAAAAAUGGGACCCCCCCAAAAGGGACGCCCAAAAUGGGACCCCCAAAAUGGGACCCCAAAAAUGGGACCCCCCCAAAAGGGACGCCCAAAAUGGGACCCCCAAAAUGGGACCCCAAAAAUGGGACCCCCCCAAAAGGGACGCCCAAAAUGGGACCCAAAAAGGGACCCCGGUGUCCCCCUCCCCCAAAAAGAGACCCCAAAAAGGACCUUGGGGUGUCCCCCCGCCAAAAAGAGACCCCCAAAAAAGGACCUUGGGGUGUCCCCCCCCCCAAAAGGGGACCCCAUUUUUGUCGCCCCCCCCCCCGUGUGUGUCCCCCCAAAAACCCGCGCCCUCCCCCCCCGUGUGCGUUUGUCCCCAGACGGGACCCGGGGACCCCCGAGCUCGGUGUCCCCCCCCCCCCCCCCCGGUGUCCCCUCCGUGUCCCCGUGUGUCCCCUCCCCCCCCGGGUGUGUCCGUGUGGGGCCGGGGGGGUCCCCAAAGCCAUAAAACCCCCCCAAAAAAAAACCCCAAAAAGAAUAAACCCCAAAGAAGCGAG